UAAUAUCAAUAAGAUAUACAAAGAUUUAACAUUUUCAAUAAGUCUAGAGUGAGCGAAAGCAACGUAACAAGUCAUACAAGUGUAAACAUCAAAUACUAUUAUUAAACACCAACAGAAGAAGAAAAGAACCGCGUACUAAAAUAAAUGACUGGAAUAACCUUAACCGACAACGAUAAUUUUAAGACCAAACCAACCAAACUAGUAGAGAAGUCUCUCUCUAUAAAAGCCUCUCUGCAUCUCUUUCUCAUUCCUAAAAACCUCUCAUACUCGAAAUUCACUCUUUCUUCCACCAUUUUUUCAACAGAACACAAACCUAUCUCUCUCUCUCUCUCUCCUCUUACUCGCUUCAAUGGCACGUCUUCUCUUCCGUCUCCUCGUUGAAUCCAACACUCCUUCGGCGCCGGUGGUUGAUAACUCCGCCGCUGCUUUGAAUUCCGAUCUCGUCGUCAUCCUCGCUGCUCUCCUCUGCGCUUUGAUUUGCGUUCUUGGCCUCGUCGCUGUUUCUCGAUGCGUCUGGCUCCGUCGCCAUGCAGCCGGAAACAGAACCGCCUCAGGGUCUCCAGGUCAAACUCCUCAACCUCAGGUCGCAGCGGCUAACAAAGGACUUAAGAAGAAAGUCCUCCAAUCACUCCCGAAGCUAACCUACUCGCCGGAGUCACCGUCGUCGAAGAAAUUCGCCGAGUGCGCCAUCUGUCUAGCGGAAUUCUCCGCCGGGGAUGAGCUCCGAGUUCUGCCGCAGUGUGGUCACGGAUUCCACGUUUCUUGCAUUGACACGUGGCUAGGCUCUCACUCAUCUUGUCCUUCAUGCCGUCAGAUCUUGGUCGUUGCCAGGUGUCACAAGUGUGGUGGUUUACCCGGUAGCUCUACCUCUAGCCCCGAACCUGAAUCCGUACCCGAGAUUGAGAUCCGAAUCAAGCAAGGCGAAGAUGAUCCCAACUCAUUCUUGCCAUGAUCAUUUUUUUUCCUACUUAAUUUGGAACUCAUUUAUUUUAGUUCCCUCUGCUUAUUAGAAAAAAAAUCUAUAAUUUAAAUGCAGAUCAGUGUUUAGUGGGAUAGUGCUUUAAUAUUGUACAUUAUUUAUUGUAAUUGUAAGCUGUAAAUGUUGUAUGAAAAUGGAAAUUUAACCGAUUUGCAUUGAACCCUUUUUA
Messenger RNA from Capsella rubella, 1148 nucleotides. Its product is annotated as RING-H2 finger protein ATL80. The coding region runs from base 350 to 952 and encodes 200 amino acids. NCBI's taxonomy places the organism in Eukaryota, Viridiplantae, Streptophyta, Magnoliopsida, Brassicales, Brassicaceae. The transcript has a single exon. The record is from RefSeq and is a predicted model, not a curated record.